AUGACUAGUCCGCUGUCGCCUGGCAUAGUACCCGAGAAUGUUGACACUGAGACAAUAUCUAAACCUUUCACAGAAAGUGGGAAAUGUAAAGAUGAAGUCACGUUAACAUUUGACGAUGGACAAAUACUCUUUGUGUCACAAAAUUUCUUAAUUUUGGCGUCGCCGGUAUUUGAAGCAAUGCUCUGUGGGGAUUUCAAAGAAACUCAAACGCGGAAUGUUGACCUGAAAGAAAAGAAAUAUGACAGCUUUUUAGAGUUUCUAAUGUGCAUUCACCCUGGAACGACAACAACUGUUAACAGAGACAAUGUUCUGGAUAUGAUACAUAUUGCUGAAGAAUAUCAGGUUACACGUAUCGUAUACCAAUGUAAACUGUGCCUGAAACAGUGGCUCAACGAUGAAUUUGAGACAGCACGAAAGAGGAAAUAUAUUGAGGAUUAUGUAAAACCGGCUCGAAACUGCCUAUAUAUCCUAAAGACAGCUGUAGUGGUAAACAACAGUGAGUUAAUAACACUUGGCGUUGAAAUAGUAUCUCAAUUCGGGCAUGAGAUAUAUCUUGGGUUACAUAAAACAGAUUUCAUUCCCGACAAAAAAAUGUUCAGUGAAUGUACAGAGGUCUUCAAAAGUUUACCAGCUGAUGUAAAGUAUGACGUACUUGCUCGGAGAUUGGCACUUUACCCUGACAAUAACUUCAAAGUGGUAGAGUCAGUAAAAUUGGGAAAACAAGUCUCACAAUCCGGUAACUAA
Molecule: messenger RNA, 744 nt
Organism: Ruditapes philippinarum (Manila clam)
Lineage: Eukaryota; Metazoa; Mollusca; Bivalvia; Venerida; Veneridae
Product: kelch-like protein 38
Exons: 2
Coding region: 1-744 (247 amino acids)
Molecular function (GO): protein binding
Source: RefSeq, a predicted model, not a curated record